Molecule: messenger RNA, 1005 nt
Organism: Alternaria ethzedia
Lineage: Eukaryota; Fungi; Ascomycota; Dothideomycetes; Pleosporales; Pleosporaceae
Exons: 1
Coding region: 1-1005 (334 amino acids)
Biological process (GO): mRNA splicing, via spliceosome
Cellular component (GO): catalytic step 2 spliceosome
Molecular function (GO): protein binding
Source: RefSeq, a predicted model, not a curated record
AUGUCAUUCCCAACAACGCCUAUCGCCAAAUUGACUGGCCACGGCGGCAUCGUUCACGCAGUCGCCUACUCCUCAGGUCCCCAAACCUACAUCCUAACCGGCUCGUCCGACCGCACAAUCCGUCUUUACAACCCUUCGAAAGCGCCGCCUACCUCUACCGCCCCAACAUCGUCCUCGCAACGACCCCCUGGCCUCGUGAACAAAUACACAGCGCACGGCUAUGAAGUCCUCAGCAUCCAUGUGAACUCGGCCAAUGACAAGUUUGUCAGCACAGGCAGAGAUAAGACAGUUUUCCUGUGGGACGUGCAAACGGCGCAGACGAUACGCCGGUGGACUGGUCAUGCUGGACGUGUAAAUCGCGGCGUGUUUGGAGGCGAGAGCGACAGUAUCAUAGCGACGGGCUCGUUCGAUGGCACCGUCAGGAUUUGGGAUACUAAAUCCAACGCAUACAAGCCCAUCAUGACCCUGUCAGACGCCAAAGACAGCAUCUCUGAUGUCGCCGUACACGACGCGGAUAUUAUAGCAGCGAGCGUCGACGGUCGUGUUAGGAGUUAUGACAUCAGGAUGGGUACGUGUCAGGUUGAUGUCGUGGGACCGAGCUGUACGAGUUUGGCCGUUAGCAACAAGGGCACAGAGCUUCUGGUUGGCUCCUUGGAUUCGACCGUCAGGCUCAUGGAUCGCACCAACGGCGAAUUGCUCAAAACCUACAAGGACGAUUCUUUUGUGAACAAGGACCUGAGGGUUAGAAGCACUCUUGGUUUGAACGACAGCGUCGUUAUCAGUGGCAGUGAUGACGGUAUGGUCUUUGCCUGGGACAUACUGGAAGGGACAUGUCUGCACAAAUUCAAGCAUUCCGACAUGAGGGAGGUCAGAGGUAUAGCGGCUGCACCAGCCACCAAGGCGAAGAAGGAUGUCGUGUCCGCCGUGGCCUUCUGCAAGACGAGGCGUGAGUGGUGUAGUGGUGGUGGCGAUGGCAACGUUGUUGUCUGGGGCAUGGGAAACUGA